Messenger RNA from Alternaria alternata, 1636 nucleotides. RefSeq names its product UPF0075-domain-containing protein. Gene Ontology annotation, biological process: peptidoglycan turnover; amino sugar metabolic process. NCBI's taxonomy places the organism in Eukaryota, Fungi, Ascomycota, Dothideomycetes, Pleosporales, Pleosporaceae. Gene Ontology annotation, molecular function: phosphotransferase activity, alcohol group as acceptor; ATP binding. Bases 214 to 1401 code for a protein of 395 amino acids. The transcript has a single exon. The record is from RefSeq and is a predicted model, not a curated record.
CCUGAAUCUUGUUUUAGAACCAACACAUUAACCGUUAAGGUUUCAUCAAAGUUCGCAUGAUUAGGGAUGCAACUCCAACAUCAUAACACCUCGUCUUACAAUAUUUCCUUAUGGUCAAAACAAGAGACUCUCGAUCUGGAUAAUUAUUGACUUUAUCAGGAUGGCAUUGACUGCGCUCUGUGUCGCUUUCGUCAAGAGACACCCGAGUCUCCUAUGCAUUUCGAGCUUCUCAAAUAUGACGAAGUACCGCUUCCACAGCCUAUCAAAAAGCGCGUUAUGGACAUCAUCCUCCACGACCGAACGUCCGCAUCCGGACUAUCUGAGGUGAACGUCAUUCUCGGGGAAACAUUUGCCGACGCCGUAGAAGAAUUCUGCAAGAAGCACAAUGUGGACAAAUCAUCCAUCGAUGCUAUCGGAUCCCAUGGUCAAACCAUCUGGUUGUUAUCUAUGCCCAAGCCUGACCAGGUCAAGUCUGCGCUCACUAUGGCUGAGGGCUGCUUCAUCGCUUCUCGCACCGGAAUCACUACCGUGACCGAUUUCCGCGUCUCCGACCAGGCGGCUGGUCGUCAGGGCGCCCCCCUGAUUGCUUUCUUCGACUCACUUCUACUCCAUCACCCUACGAAGCUCCGCGCCUGCCAGAAUAUCGGUGGUAUCGCUAAUGUUUGCUUCAUUCCUCCGGACAAUAGGGGCGGCGUGUCGGAAACAUAUGACUUCGACACAGGCCCAGGCAAUGUCUUUAUUGACGCCGUUGUGCGCCAUUACACUGGCGGUGAGCGUGAAUACGACAAGGAUGGUGAGAUGGGUAGCCGGGGUACUGUUAACCAGGCCCUUGUCGACGAAUUCCUGCAGCACGAGUACUUCAGCCUAGACCCGCCCAAGACGACGGGCCGUGAGGUUUUUCGCGACACGCUCGCCUUCGAGUUGAUCGAUAAGGCCGAGAAACUGGACAUGACUCCCGACGAUGUCGUCGCCACGGUCACCCGCAUCACAGCACAAUCCAUUGUAGACCAUUACCGGCGCUACGCUCCAGCUGACAUGGAGAUCGAGGAGUUAUUCAUGUGCGGCGGCGGUGCCUACAAUCCCAACAUCACCCGCUUCAUUCAACAAGCGUAUCCUAAUACCAAAAUCAUGAUGCUGGACGCGGCCGGUGUAUCUGCAGGCGCAAAGGAGAGCAUCACCUUUGCUUGGCAAGCUAUGGAGGCUGUUAUAGGCCGCUCAAUUCCGGUCCCUACCCUUGUUGAGACUCGUCGCGAAUACGUCCUAGGCAAGGUGUCGCCAGGUGCCAACUACCGUAAUGUGAUGCAGCAGGGCAUGGCAUUUGGCGCCGGUCAUGACCGAUUAUCACCCGUCAGGGAGAUGGUGAAUUAUGUGGACGGCAAGAUAUUCGACAAUAAGUGGUGAGUGUUGCGAGCUCACAGCAUGAUGGGGCAUCGAGAAGAUAGUUGGAAGUGUUGGUGAAUUUGGUACAUGACACAAUGUCAAAUGCCGAAUUGAGAAGGCACUCGAAAGGCAUCAUACUGGUUGGUACUUUCCUCAUCGCAUGUAAGGAAACACAGAUGAGGCGGCAUUUCGCAAGAAUUUUAUGGUCAAGUGCGGAUGGAAACGAAGUGAUUGAAGGAUGCGCAGUGAGAAGAUG